AUGGCCCAAACACCACUAAUCACCGUCCUGGGCUCCCUAAACAUCGACCUGGUGUCGUAUGUUCCCCACCACCCCCUCCCAGGAGAGACCCUCACGGCGAACUCUUUCGCCGUCUCCCCGGGCGGCAAGGGAGCGAACCAAGCCAUCGCAUGUGCAAAGCUCUCGAGGCCGCAGAGCGACAAGACGGCGGCGACGGCCAAGGUGCGCAUGGUGGGCGCGGUCGGCGCCGACUCGUACGGCAGCCUGCUGCGCAACAACCUCGAGGGCCACGGCGUCGACGUCUCGGGCGUGGCGGUGCGGGCGGAUCCGGCAAAGACGGGUCUGGCCAUCAUCGUGGUGGACGAGCCGACGGGCCAGAACCGCAUCAUCCUCAGCCCCGAGAGCAACCACGACCUGGACAAGGCCGUCGCCAUCGAGGCCGGGCUCAAGGACAAGCCCGACCUGCUCAUCAUGCAGCUCGAGGUUCCCAUCCCCGUGGUCCUCGAGGCCAUGCAGGCCGCCCGGUCCGCAGGCGUCCCCGUGCUGCUGAACCCGGCCCCCGCGGUCGAGCUGCCGGCCUCGGCGUUUGAGGGUCUCGAGCACCUCGUCGUCAACGAGACCGAGGCCGCGGUGCUGGGCCGCGUGGCCGAGUCGGUCUUGGACACGGAGGAGGGGCUGCGGUCGGUGGCGGAUGGGUUCAUCAAGGCGGGCGUGCGAAACGUCGUCAUCACCCUCGGCGGCAGGGGCGUUUACUUCCUCCAAGGGCGGACGGGCAAGGCGGCGCUGGUGCCGGCGCUCAAGGCCACCGUCGUGGAUACCACCGCGGCGGGGGAUACGUUUGUUGGCAUGUAUGCGUUGGCUGCCGUCGCUGCGUCCAAGGCGGGCGUCGAAUUCGAUGCCGAGGCUGCCGUCAGGACGGCCAACAAGGCUGCUGCCAAGACGGUGGAGAGGAAGGGUGCACAGGAUUCUAUCCCAUGGAGGGAUGAGUUGGAGGAGCAAUAA
This is a messenger RNA of Pyricularia grisea, 981 nucleotides long. RefSeq lists its product as uncharacterized. Bases 1 to 981 code for a protein of 326 amino acids. Gene Ontology annotation, molecular function: ribokinase activity. The transcript has a single exon. NCBI's taxonomy places the organism in Eukaryota, Fungi, Ascomycota, Sordariomycetes, Magnaporthales, Pyriculariaceae. Gene Ontology annotation, biological process: D-ribose metabolic process. The record is from RefSeq and is a predicted model, not a curated record.